CCCCCUGCCGAGAAUCCAGAGGACAGGAGACAGACGUGGUGGAGGGAGAGUCACGUUCCGGAGAGGGAAGUGAAAUAAAGAGGGCGGCACCCGGGGGGACCUGUGCGUCAUUGAGGGACCAAGGAGAGGCGCGGGCGCACGGGGUGGAAAAGGAGAAGUGGGAGCGAGAAGCCGGAGGGGGCGGCCGCGGAGCGCGGGUUGGGGUGCCGCGCAGCGCAGCGCCGGAGCCUCCUGCCUUCUCCGGCCGCGCCCCGGCCGCCCGCUGCCUCCCGGCGCUCGCCCGACUCGCGCUCCGGAUCCGGCCGGCGGGACGCGCCCGCCGCGCGCAGAAUGUGGCAGCGGACACGGUCCCGGCCCCACGCGCCCUGGCGCUGGGCGCUGGCGCUGCUGGCCCUGGGCGGCGCGGGGCUGUGCCACGCCAGCCCGCAGCCCAGGCACCCCGCGCGGCCCAGCGCCAGGAACAAGAACUGGUGCGCCUACAUCGUGAACAAGAACGUGAGCUGCUCGGUGCUGGAGGGAAGUGAGAGUUUUAUUCAAGCUCAGUACAACUGUGCCUGGAACCAGAUGCCCUGUCCGUCCGCGCUCACGUAUCGUGUGAACGUCAGACCCAGAUAUGUCACCAGGUACAAGACGGUGACACAGUUGGAGUGGAGGUGCUGCCCUGGCUUCAGAGGCGGAGACUGCCAAGAAGGUCCCAGAGACCCCAUGAAGAUUCCCCGCCCCACGCCCGCUCGGCCGCGAAACAGCGUGAAGAAAGCCACCGACAAUGAACCAAGCCGAGUCUCAGAGCCUAAGAAGACUUUGUCACCAACUCCUGCAGCAGAACCAAGUCAGACCGUAGAUCCAAAACAGGGACCCCAAGAACUUCAGGAAAAGAAAAUCCAGGUGCUCGAGGAGAAGGUUCUCCGACUCACAAGGACAGUUCUUGAUCUCCAGUCUUCUAUUUCCGGAGUGAACAAAAACCUCAAGCACGCCAUUCAGGACGAUGCCAGCAAAAUGCGGGCAUCAUGGCUCAAUAACCUGCACCCCCAGCCGGUGCCUGAUAGUGCCCUUGGUGGAGAACCAGAAAUGGUCCAGCUUCCUGGCCUCAGCAAUAAGGAAUCCGGCAUGAAGGACAUCAAGUCUGAAUUGGCUGAAGUCAAGGAUGCUCUGAAGACCAAGAGUGACAAGCUGGAGGAGCUGGAUGGGAAAGUGAAGGGCUAUGAAGGGCGGCUCAGAGAGCUCCAGGAGGCGGCCCAGGGCCCUACGGUCACCAUGACGACCAGUGAACUCUACCAAGCCUAUGUCGAUAGUAAGAUUGAUGCCCUGAGAGAGGAGCUCAUGGAGGGGAUGGACAGGAAGCUAGCUGAUCUGAAGAACUCGUGUGAGUACAAGCUGAUCGGUCUCCAACAGCACUGUGAUGACUAUGGUAGCAGCUACCUGGGAGUGAUCGAGCUUAUAGGAGAGAAGGAAACCAACCUGAGAAAAGAAAUCAAUGACCUCCGAGCCCGGGUCCAAGACCCUUUAGCCCGGGCAAAUUGCUGUGACAGUGCAAAGAAUGGUGACUUUGGGCAACAGAUCAAGAUGUUAGACCAGAAAAUCGAAAGAGUUGCUGAAGCGACCAGAAUGCUGAACGGACGACUGGACAAUGAGUUUGACCGCCUCGCAGUUCCAGAGCCAGAUGUGGACUUUGAUGCCAGAUGGAAUGAACUGGAUGCAAGAAUCAACGUGACAGAGAAGAACGCGGAGGAGCACUGCUUUUACAUUGAAGAAACCCUCCGGGGGACCAUCAGUGGGGAAGUAGAUGACUUGAAGCAGCUUCUUGACCAGAAAAUACAGUCCCUGGAGGAGCGGCUGGGGAGCGCCCUCCUGGGCACAGCCAACGGCUCGGAUGUAGAGCUUGCUCCUCCAGCGUCAGCCCCCACUGGUGGGUCAGGGUCUGGGAACGAACGGGUCAUGAGGGAGUUAAGCCACCUGAAGGACAAAGUGCAAGUGGUGGAAGACAUGUGUCUGCACCACUUCCAGGGAGAGCCUCAUGGGACAGAAGAUACUUUGCGAAAUGGAGACGACCUCUCAGCAGGUGACACUUUGAGCCUUUUGAAAUCUCUAAAUGACACGAUGCACAGGAAGUUUCAAGAAACUGAACGUAGCAUCCAGAGACUUCAACAGGAUUUUAGCUUUCUUUCUUCUCAGCUAAACCACACAGAAGACCACAUGAGUCAUCUUCAGAAUGAGCUGAGCGGUGGUAGAGAAGGUAGAAAGGCUGGAGGGGGUGGGUCUUCUAAGGGGGGUGAGCCCCUCCCAUCUCCCCAGGCCCCCCCAGCACGUUGCUGUGACCAGCUGGAGGGGAGGUGGCAGCAGCUGCAGGGCCAGGUCCUCUCCGAGCUGGACACUUGCAAGGAGAAGACACAUGGGGUCCAGAGAGAGGUCUCCGUGGUGGAGGACAGGGUGUCUCAUAUGGAGAAAACCUGCAGCAAGCUGGACUCCGUCUCAGGAAGUCUGCAGAAAAUCAAGGAAGGGCUCGACAAGCAUGUCAGCAGCCUCUGGAGUUGUGUCAGGCAGAUGAACGGGACGCUCCGGGCACAUUCCAGAGACAUCUCUGGCCUGAAGAAUUCAGUCCAGCAGUUCUAUAGCCAUGUUUUCCAGAUUUCUACUGACUUGCAAGAUCUGGUCAGAUUUCAACCAUCAGCAACGGAGGAGCCCUCAGAAGCACCACAGCCUCCGCCCCAAGGGAAGGUGCCAGGAAAGCCCUCACACCCGGUAGAGGCCCCCACCGAGCCAUCUGCUCCAGCGCUGACUCCUCCGUCACUGCCCAGCGCGUCCCCACCACCCGAGGACCCUGGACAGAAGCCUGUCCUGCCCAAGAGACGCCCCCGGCCACUGGCCCCGCCACUGCUGCCCGGCUGGACAGGGCUGCCUUUCCUGCCAGGCUCCACCGGCGUCAUUAUGGAGACUGGAGAGGCCGGGCCUCCGGGCAGGAUGGGCGUGGCAGGGCGGGGCCUGCCGCGGGGCGUGGACGGCCAGAUGGGUCAGGGGCCCAUCCCCAGCUCCGAAGGCUACGCGGGAGCACCAGGGUACCCCAAGUCACCGCCUCUGGCCUCCCCAGGGGUCCCGGCGCCAUCGCUGGUGUCCUUCUCCGCGGGGCUCACCCGGAAGCCCUUCCCCAGUGAUGCCGGCAUCGUGCUCUUUAACAAAGUGCUGGUGAACGAUGGGGACGUGUAUGACCCCAGCACCGGGGUCUUCACGGCUCCGUACGACGGGCGCUACCUGAUCACAGCCACCCUCACUCCCGAGAGGGAUGCAUAUGUGGAAGCCGUCCUGUCAGUGGCCAAUGCCAGCGUGGCCCAGCUGCACACGGCCGGCUACAAGAGAGAAUUCUUGGAAUACCACCGGCCCCAGGGGGCUCUGCACACCUGCGGGGGCCCAGGGGCCUUCCACCUCAUCGUGCAUUUGAAGGCAGGGGACGGUGUCAACAUCGUGGUGACUGGGGGCAGGUUGGCUCACACAGACUUUGAUGAAAUGUACUCCACGUUUAGUGGGGUUUUGUUAUAUCCUUUCCUUUCCCACCUCUGAAGUGGCCAGGGAAGGGUGAGGGCAAAGAGGUGUGAACUCAGAAGCUUUAAUAUAUUCAGUUUGUGUGUGUAACUGGAGCACUGGUCUAGUUUUCUGCAGACACCCCAUCACCUCCCCCAGAGAAAGGCCACGCCUGACUGCCGAGGCAGCGAAGGGUAAACCACGGGUUAACGUGGCCGUGGCUCCCGUCACUCUGACUGCACAACCAAAGAACCCCUGCCUGCACGCUGGGCGCCCCCGGGUCUCCCAGCUCUGCCCUCUGGCUCUGCGUCUCUGUGUCGUGUGAGCUCUGCUCCGAGGGGCCUGUGCUGGGCCUGGAGUGCUGACUGCGGAGGCUCCAGCUGCUGCCCCGUAGGACCACGUCCUGCUGAUGGAGAAAGAGGAGCCACUGAGAGGAGGCAGGACUGGUACCAGGGGCCAGUCUGUCCUGGAGCAGAGCUGUCACCAGCUGCCUUCAUUUACCCUGCACGUAGGAGAAGCGUUUAAACACUGAAGUGACAUGUGUCACCACAGACCCAGGGUGGACAGUGGGCUGUCCCAGGUUUGGCUGGCUAACCCCCCCCCCCACCAACCCUGUGUUUUCCUGGCUGAGAGGGACGCAGAAGAGACUGUCGUGUGGGUUGUUGGGCUCCUUGAAUGACAUGUACGACCUAAGUGCAAAGACAGGGAGUGUCAAUAAAGAUGUAAAACACUUCCAGUUA
Hippopotamus amphibius kiboko is the source of this 4253-nucleotide messenger RNA. It is a transcript of the gene EMILIN2, whose product is annotated as elastin microfibril interfacer 2. Gene Ontology annotation, molecular function: protein binding. Lineage: Eukaryota; Metazoa; Chordata; Mammalia; Artiodactyla; Hippopotamidae. The coding region runs from base 331 to 3552 and encodes 1073 amino acids. The record is from RefSeq and is a predicted model, not a curated record. The transcript is spliced from 8 exons.